UCAAAUCUGAGAGUAUCCACUUUUUCAUCAUCUCAUCUCUGAGUCUGGGACAUAGGAGACUACCAAAAACUCUCCAAGAAAACAAUCCCAAAAAGACAUGGAGCAGGAGCAGGAGCAGGGACAAGACGCACCGCCGUCCACUUCUCCCACUUCGACACCGCCUCUUCUUCCUCCUCCUCCGUCAUCGUUGUCAUACGCGUUUUUCUUAACGAUUAUGAGCAAAAGGAGAACAUGGGUAUUUCUGUUUGUACUAGUUUACGCCAUUCUUUUAUCUUCUUCGUGGAAUUCCCUGAAAUCGAUACUUUCUUGGUACAAAAACCAAUCCCGAUCCUCUUCUCCUUCUUCCGGUUGGCCUGCCCUCUAUGCCUCCGUCCUCCUCGGUGCCGUUUUCGGGGUGCUUUCCAUGGCUGCGGCGCUGGCCGUCGUGGUGCCGGCCACUCUGGUCACCUGGAUUACUAUCGUGGUCUUGCUCGCUUUCUUUGGGAAACCGAAACGGACCUUGGUGCUCGAAGGAAGUAAAAUCACUAGAGAAAUCGCUAGCUUCGUGUUCAAGAUUUUGUUGAAGGAAGGGAACCUUGUGGCUGCUGUUUGUGCCGUUUUGGGUUACUUCGCACUCGUCAGGAAGAACUCCGGUGAGUGAUUUGAGGCCUUAUUUUAGCUGGAGAUUGUAGAUUUUUCAUUUUAGUUUUUUUUUUGUUUAAUUCGAAUUAGUUUAGGCAUUACCAAAAGCAAAGACAUGCCUUUUAUUACAGGACUAUGUAACAGUUAUUACCCCUGUUCUUGUUGGUUCUCCGUAUAAAAGUACUCGCGAGCUGUUGGAGCUACACAUCACCACUCUGGUGUUGCAGAUGACAAACGGAUCGAACUUCCUUGGCGUGAUUGCAGCUCUUUCUGCAAUGGCAUUCUCCUCAUAACUCCCAUACUUAGAACACGGUCUUAGGUUUUAUAAAGGGUGUUGGUCGAGAGCGUUGUGGUCGAGUUAAGUCUCAGGGGCUAGCCAUGUGCAUCGCUGCACAAUAGAUGAACCA
Messenger RNA from Hibiscus syriacus, 1028 nucleotides. RefSeq lists its product as uncharacterized. NCBI's taxonomy places the organism in Eukaryota, Viridiplantae, Streptophyta, Magnoliopsida, Malvales, Malvaceae. The transcript is spliced from 2 exons. Bases 98 to 640 code for a protein of 180 amino acids. The record is from RefSeq and is a predicted model, not a curated record.